Molecule: messenger RNA, 693 nt
Organism: Trypanosoma cruzi
Lineage: Eukaryota; Euglenozoa; Kinetoplastea; Trypanosomatida; Trypanosomatidae
Exons: 1
Coding region: 1-693 (230 amino acids)
Source: RefSeq, a predicted model, not a curated record
AUGAUGAUGAUGGCGACUGUGCGGCGCCGUGUGGCGUGCUACCUGCUGGUCCUUGCGCUCUUGUGCAGCAGCAGCUGCAUGUCCGUCCGCGGGGCUGCUGCUUCGGGCGUGGAAACUACCGCUGCGCUGCAAAAAACAUGGACGGAUGUGGAGGUGUCGUGCUUGGGGACUGACGGUAGGUUGAGUUGGCGUCCCUCCGGCGAGAAGGAUUGGCGAAGGUGUGCGAAGAAGCCUGGAGAAUACGAGAGCGUCACGGAUGACUGCGCACGGCUGUGCGAUGACGCUGGAGAAUUCUACACGUCGAAUAUCACCGGGCGUUGCCCUCCUGAGGGUGCUGGGAAGGAUUUUGCCCUCACGAUGCGAUUUGCGACGUACGGGAAUAUACAAAACUGCACUUCGGCGCCGGCAGAAAAUCGUCCUCAGUUGGGCGCUGGCGAUGCGCAACCAGGCCAGUCGCAACCACAGGCCGGAGCCGCGGCUGCACCGAAAACAGCGGGUGAUGAUGACCUGAGACGGAGCGGCGUUAGCGGUCCGCCGGGAAAGGCAGCCGCGACACCACAGAAUAAGCCGCCUGACCACACAGACAAGGUCAGGGUUCCUUCAAGGCCGAGCGAAAACGCCGCCGCCACUGCGUGGGUGCGCAUGCCCCUGCUGCUGCUCCUCACCGUCCUUGUCUGUGCCGCUGUGCGGUGA